AAAGGAACGCUGUUUCUCUUAGUCGCCAUUUUACGGCAGGAGGUGGUAAGGUUAUUGCAAGUCGGAAUCGCGUUUGAGUGUAAUUAUCAACUUAAAAAAAUGUCUAGAGAUAGAUUUAGGAAUCGUGGUGGCUUCCAAAGACGCGGUGGUAGUGGCGGUGUUAGCGGCAGCGGCGGCCGGGGUGGAAUGGUAGGUGGAAACGGUAAUUACAGACACCAGAACCAGUCUCAGAACAGGAGUCCCAUGCAUCAAGGACAACCACCAAACAAACCCACCACUCCUGGAGGCCAGUCCGCGCCUGGAGCAACGCAGCCACCGCCAAAUCCGCAACAGCUGCAGCAACAAACACAACAGGGCGCUGCCGGCCAAGUGAAGUCCCCACAGUCGGGGCAAAAUAAGGUCCCAGCGUCCCCACCAAAGUCGUCGACCCCAGGAGGACAAACGCAAGACGGGAACCAAAAGGACAAUCAGGAGCCAAGCACAUCACCACCCAAGCAGGAGCCACAAACCGAGGAAGAAAAGGCGGCUGCCACACAGCAGGAACUAAGAGCAACCCUGUCACUGCUCAGAAAACCUGGAGAGAAGACUUACACCCAGCGAUGUCGUCUAUUCAUUGGAAACCUGCCUACCGAUAUCUCAGACGACGAGUUUAAAAAAUUGUUUGCCAAGUACGGAGAACCCAGCGAGAUCUUUAUAAACAAAAUCAAAGGAUUUGGAUUCAUUCGACUAGAAUCCAGAGCAUUGGCAGAGAUUGCUAAAGCAGAGCUUGACGACUUCCCUAUGAAAGGAAGGCAACUCCGGGUCCGCUUUGCAACACAUUCUGCUGCUCUUUCUAUCCGCAAUCUUUCUCCGUUUGUUUCAAAUGAAUUACUUGAGGAAGCCUUUUCUCAGUUUGGCCAAGUGGAGAGAGCUGUGGUGAUUGUGGAUGAUAGAGGCAGGUCAUCGGGCAAAGGAAUUGUGGAAUUUGCAUCCAAACCAGCUGCAAGGAAGGCUUUAGAUAGGUGUCAUGAUGGGGUUUUCCUGUUAACAGCGUCUCCUAGACCUGUCAUUGUUGAACCCCUGGAGCAGUAUGAUGAUGAAGAUGGCCUUCCAGAGAAGCUUGCUCAGAAAAACCCCAUGUUUCAGAAAGAGCGAGAGCAACCACCACGGUUUGCACACCCUGGUACUUUUGAAUAUGAAUAUUCACAGAGAUGGAAGUCAUUGGAUGACAUGGAAAAGCAGCAACGGGAGCAGGUGGAAAAGAAUAUUAAGGAAGCCAGAGAGAAACUAGAGAGUGAAAUGGAAGAUGCUUAUCAUGAACACCAAGCAAAUCUUUUGCGGCAAGAUCUUUUGAGGCGUCAGGAAGAACUAAGACGCAUGGAGGAAAUGCAUAGCCAGGAAAUGCAGAAACGAAAGGAGAUGCAGUUGCGGCAAGAGGAGGAACGGCGUAGGCGUGAGGAAGAAAUGAUCCUGCGUCAGAGAGAAAUGGAAGAGCAAAUAAGAAGACAGAGGGAGGAUUCUUAUCGCAUGGGAGGAUAUAUGGAUAAUCGUGAAAGGGAUAUGAGAAUGAGUGCUGCUGGAACCAUGGGCAUGACUGAAUCACCACCAUAUGCACCCGGCAAUCAGAAGUUUAUGGGUGGUAUGGGAUUUGAUGCUCAAGGAAUGAGUUCUGCAGCUCCUGGAGGCAUGGCUGCCUCUAUGAUGGGCGGUGAAAUGCGGGGUGAGCGCUUCAGUCAGGGAGGACCGAGCCCUAUGGGAGGCCCCUCUGGCCCUCGAGGGAUGGGACCUGGGUUUGGUAGGGGGAGAGAAGAGUAUGAAGGCCCGACCAAGAAGCAAAGAUUCUAAAGGCACUAUCUGUAGCUUCCAUUCCAGCGAGAUCUCCAUUUUGAGCCAGAUUUUUUUUAAAUCAGUUUUUGCAUUUUUAGUGUAUCCAUUUUAUGCUCAAUGCUGUUUUGUACCUGUAAAUGGUUAAAUAUGCUAGCUUCUUAGAAUAUCAUGUUUAUUGAACAGCUCCAAGUUGUCCUGUGUAAGUAUGCUUUACUUUUAUGGCUGUGUUCUGUGCCAUUUAUCUUGAAGUUUGUAUAUUUUUAAGUUUAUUUCAAAUAAACAUUUCCAAUGUUUAAAGUUCA
This is a messenger RNA of Polypterus senegalus (gray bichir), 2108 nucleotides long. It is a transcript of the gene sfpq, whose product is annotated as splicing factor proline/glutamine-rich. The transcript has 10 exons. The coding region runs from base 100 to 1824 and encodes 574 amino acids. Gene Ontology annotation, molecular function: RNA binding. The record is from RefSeq and is a predicted model, not a curated record. Gene Ontology annotation, cellular component: nucleus. Gene Ontology annotation, biological process: regulation of DNA-templated transcription. Lineage: Eukaryota; Metazoa; Chordata; Cladistia; Polypteriformes; Polypteridae.